Penicillium psychrosexuale is the source of this 2919-nucleotide messenger RNA. RefSeq lists its product as uncharacterized. Lineage: Eukaryota; Fungi; Ascomycota; Eurotiomycetes; Eurotiales; Aspergillaceae. The record is from RefSeq and is a predicted model, not a curated record. Bases 1 to 2919 code for a protein of 972 amino acids. The transcript has a single exon.
AUGAAACUGCCCAAGAGCUUUACCAGGCGGAAAUCGUCCGGCAACGUUCUAGAGGAGGUGGAAUCUCCUCACCAAUCCUCCUUUCGAGUCUUUGAGCGCCCGGGGCCUCAUCGAUCCAUGACGGAUGGAGCAGCCCUGACCAAGCCGCUGAGUGAGGGCAAUACGGUGCCGAUGACGGAGGAUUCUGAUAACAUCUUUGCGGAGAGGGAGCGACCCCUGGACAAGAGCCGGUACGAUCGUCCCUCGACCAUGGAUUCUCUCAGGAGACGGCUGACUGGGAACCAUGAUAGUGGUAACUACGAAAGCUCUACGUCAACCAGGCUAAGCUCGUCAUCCACCCUCCCAUCGUCCACCGAGGUCCCGCCGCCCGAGGAGACCUUAUCCCCGCAUUCCAGAAUCCAUGAUGUUCCAGCUCCCCCACCCCUCACGAGUGCGCUGCGUGCCGCAGGACGGACCUUCUCGUUCGGUGGUCGAUUCAGCAGGUCAGGACCGCAAGUGCCUCGGCAACAAACACCGGAUGCCUCAAAGAAUCGCCCGGUGACGGGCAGCACCGACAGCACGGCCACUCCACCCAAGCUGCCCGAUACAGACUUCGCUCUCGGCUCGCAGGAUGACUUCAACAAGAUGUUCGAUAACCUGGGUGCUCGAGAGGGUUCGGCAACACGGGGGUCAUCCCCUAAUCCGGGCAAGGUAAGACCUGCAAUCGCUCGUCCAGGAAAGGAUGCAGUGCUGACGGAAUCGCAGUAUUCCUCGUCUCCCCCGACGCAUGUUCUGUCCGGGUUUCAAAACAGCAGAGCUGCCGCACCCGCUGCGAUUAAUACAGACCGAUCGACUACUAUCGAGUCACCCCCUUACUCCUGGGAUCGUCGCCCAUCCGAGGAGGGCCUGCUACGUGGCCCGCGUUCUCCGCCGCUGAACCAGAGCCAGUCUACCCUCGAUACAGUUGUUGGUUUCCGGAAGGUUUCGCCGUCUCCCAAUCAGUUUGCCGAGGCUACUACUUCACAUCGUUCCUUAGAGCGCCCGCAGGGAUCGGAAAGGAGAGGACUGCGGAGGAGUGGGAUAUAUUCGGCCAAGGGGGAAUCCGGAUCCUUCGACGACGAAGAUGCCAAAAUGGUUCGACAAUCUGUCUUGUUCAGCAAAGAAAGCACGCCGCCUUGGGCUGAGGGUAGCCCCUCCGGUGGAACCCCAUUGAUCGAUAAGGGCAAAGCACCUAAUUACUCUGGCCAAGUGAACCCAGAACCCGAUAAUAUGUUCCAAUACCGCCGUUCGCCUGCUCCGGCCGAGAGAUUGGACCCCUCCAUUGCGGAUCAUGCACGGUUGGCUGUGCAGUAUGCGGAUAGUCUCCCCAAGUCGUCCUCUCCGGGUAACAAGGUGAUGACUCCAUCUCAGUUCGAGCACUAUCGCCAGCAACAGGAACUUCGACGUUCUAAUAGCAAUGCGACUAAGAGCGAUGAUGAGUCCGACCAUGACGACUUUGACGACGAACAAGAUGAGGUGGAGAAGCAACGGGAGACGGAACGCCAACGACGAAGGCAGGAGGCUCAUCUCUCUGUGUAUCGUCAGCAGAUGAUGAAGAUCACCGGUCAGCAAGCACCCGUGCAAUCGCUACGCCCGGUGAUGAGUGGAGCUAGCAACAGCACGCCCAACUUGCUCCCCAGUCGCCUGUCUGCACUAGGCGAGAAGUCGACCAGUGGGAAGAGCAGCGAGGAAGAGGAUGACGAUGUGCCGCUUGGUAUUCUGGCCGCACACGGUUUCCCUGGUCAAAACCGCCCGCCAACCCGCCUGAACAACGUCAGCUCCAACCCCAACCUUCGUGCAUCCAUGCAACCGCCAUAUAUAUCAUCUUCCAACUCUGUUUCAGGUGCCGACCCGAACGGCAGCCGAGGCAGUCUGCCACCUUUUGCAAGGAACUUGCCACGAGAUCCUUACUUCGGUGCAGGUUUGGUUAACAACGCCAACCGUGAAUCGUUGGCGUUCGGAGGUGGUUCGGUAUAUGGGGGUUCUUCGUCACCCGCACCUCCCCCUGGAGGUCUUGUCGGUGUUAUAGCAAAUGAGGAGCGGGCACGGGCCUUGCGCAGAGGAAGCCCGAAUACACAAGCAAUGCAUGAAAUGGGAGGGGUGCCUCGGCCAUACUCGACGAUGCCGCCACCGCAGCAGCAAAACGUUACCGCCGGGGAACAAGCUUCUAUCCAACUGUCGCAGCAGAUGGCCAACAUGAUGCAGAUGCAAAUGCAGUGGAUGCAGCAAAUGAUGCAAAUGCAAGGUGGGCAAGGUCAACCUAUGAUGCAAGGUAUGCCUCCUAUGAUGAUGCCUGGUGGAGCAAUGGCCAUGCCUCCCAUGGGCCCUCCUUCUAUAUCGGGACCCCAGUCCAUGGCUGGCAACCCGAACUUCCGGCCGAUGUCCAUGCCUGCAACAUCCUUUCUCAAUAUGCCGCCCUCGCUUCCACCCCAAGUCGAUCAUCGCACGAUGAGCAUGCUGGACCCCAACGUUUCAGCCCGUAGGACUGGCUCGCCCAUGCCGAAUCUGUCCGGCAAUUCCUUCCGGCCCAACACCGGAUAUGCCGCUUCAAUCGCUCCGUCGGAGCGCAGUACUGCGGGCAUGGCGCCUCGUUACCGGCCCGUAUCAGUCAUGCAGCCCGAAUCUAAUUACGCGGUAGCAUCCCCAACAAACAAGCCUUUUGGUGACGAAAACCACAACCCGUCCAUGCCGAUACCUCAGUCUCACAUUCCGAAAUCGCAUCUCGCAACUGUGACCGUCCGCCCUGUUUCACGGGAAAAUCAACAGCCCGGUUCCGAGGAUGAAGAUGACGAUGACGAGGCCUGGGCUGACAUGGUGAAGAAACGUGAAAAAAAGAAGAGCAGCUGGAAGAUGAAGCGAGGGACAUCCUCGUUCGGGGAUCUGCUGAGCGCCGUGCACUGA